AUGCAGCAACGUUCCCGUGCCGCGGCGCGCGCGGUGGUGGCGACGGUGGGGAGCGAGGCGCGAGUCCCGACGGGGCACGUGGCGGUGUGCAUGGGCGGCAUGGCGUGGCGGUUCGUGGUGCGGGCGGCGCACCUGAACCACCGGGUGUUCCGAGAGCUGCUCCGGCAGGCGGAGGAGGAGUACGGCUUCUCGUCCGGCGCCUGUGCGGGACCCAUCGCGCUCCCCUAUGACGAGGACCUCUUCGAGCACAUCCUCCGCCACCUCUCCUCCCCGUCCAAGGCCUCCCGGUUCGUCACCCUCGAGGACAUCAAGAGUGGCGCCUUGGCGAUUGAGGGAGAAAGGAAACAGGCGGAGCCUGAUGGCAUCAGCCGUAACGCCCCGUAUGGUUAUGAUCUUGCAUAA
Molecule: messenger RNA, 402 nt
Organism: Panicum virgatum (switchgrass)
Lineage: Eukaryota; Viridiplantae; Streptophyta; Magnoliopsida; Poales; Poaceae
Product: auxin-responsive protein SAUR40-like
Exons: 2
Coding region: 1-402 (133 amino acids)
Biological process (GO): response to auxin
Source: RefSeq, a predicted model, not a curated record